Cylindrotheca closterium is the source of this 2427-nucleotide messenger RNA. Lineage: Eukaryota; Bacillariophyta; Bacillariophyceae; Bacillariales; Bacillariaceae. The record is from the annotation of a GenBank genome assembly.
AUGGCAUCGGCAGGAAGUAUUAACGAUCGUAAUUCCGGAGAUGGUGCAUGGGACGGUGGCGCAUCUGUGCCGUCUCUUCAUUCUGGACUGCCGAAUGACCGCAACGGACUAGGCGAAAGCCAGCACACUACACUGGGAGGAAGCUUGUCGACGCCAUCAUUCGGUGCCCCACCACCUGGUUUCAACCCUGGAAAUGAUGCCCCGCGAAGCAACCUCAUGUGGAGCAAUAAGGAACCACCCAAUAUCAGAGAUGAGGGAAUGGAUGGACACAGAAGUUCCAGCUUUAACAAUUUAGCGGCUGUUUUUGGAAGCGGGCUUGCGGAAUCCAUUAACGAUGCUGUUCUGACGGAUUCGUUUUUCUCUCCCGAUAAGAAACAAGGAGAUCUCAAUUAUGCUCGUCAAUCACGUCAAACGGCAUUAAGAAUGGGACGAGGCGGUGAUUCCAUUGGUUCUGCUCACAAAACACAAGAGGCUGGAAAUUUAUUUGCAUCUUAUGAUGCUCCAAACAAUCGUGCCACUGGUGUACGAGGGCCUGCAGGUAGAGAUGAUUACCCUAGAGGCCAAGAUCGAUCGGUAGGUGGACUAUAUCCAGAUCAUGGUUAUGGUACAGCUUUUGCAAAGGACCGAAACGCUGCUCAUCAGCAGGGAGGUUACGAUUUGGGGAUGACUGUGACAGAACCACAGGACUCCCGUUCCCGCAAUCGACCAGAUGAUGGAACCAUGGAUCUUCAGCGCGGGAUGAAGAACCUCUGGUCCAGCGAUGAGCAACCGCCAAAAAUCGGUGGAGCUCCAAAGGAUGCUCGUAUAAUGCAACAGGAAGCGGAAGAUGAUUUGCGUCCAUUUGCCUGGGACAUUCGUCAUCACGAGCCAAGUAGAGCGCUGGUUAUUAUGCGUGCAUCAACACUUGCAGCUGCUGAUGCGAGGGCGGCUUGCGAGUUGUUUGGGGUUGUGGAAGCAUUCCGAUCGGACUUUGCCGAUCGUGGAAUCUUUUUCGUUAGCUACUAUGAUAUGAGGUGUGCUCAAUAUGCUGCCAUGGAAUUGCUUCCAAAGCUGCAACGACCAGGUGUUGAUGGGGACAAAAUUUUGGUUCAGUUUUGUGUACCCUUGAACUCUUCCUCUCAGUUCGAUGAUAGUCUGGUAGUUCUGAACGAUGUUCCAAUGGAUAUGAACAUUGAGAGCCUCGCUCAAAUGCUCUCUUCGUAUGGAGCUGUCAGAUCUCUUCGAAGUCUCGGGGGAAACUAUGGUGGAACUUCCUUUGUUGCGGAAUAUCACGACCUACAGGACGCAAAACAGGCAGUUUUGGAGCUGGAAAGCACUCAGCCUUGGGGUCCCAACGUCAGUGUAGAAAUCGGAGCAAGGAAUCCAUCGGACCGAAAACGAGGACGAGAGCUACUGGCUUUGAUUGGUCGCUGGCGCCAUGGAGAAUCACCAAGCGAUUCCAACAGACGGCUUCCGACUUCUCAUGGUGGUGGUCGUGGUGGUGCUACAUAUGGAGGUCAUCACGACCUACGGGGCACAGCGUACAUACCUGGUUCACAUGCACCAAGGCAUGACAUUCGAUACGAUCGAGGUGGUGCCCCUGGCCGAGGCUAUGGGCAAUCAUAUGGUGCUGUUAUGAAUAAUUCUGGCUAUCCUCAGUCAUACGGCAACAGCAUGCCCCCCUACCAAGCGGACCAUCGUUCGAAUCACCACGGAUCUUACAUGAAUCAUGGAGGUCCUCCCUCGCAUCAACACUAUGGCGGUCCUCCCUCGCAUGGGCGUGGGUAUCACUUUUCGAGCGGUGGCUCAGUUGUGUCUGCUAAUUCUGCUUACUCGGAUGGACAUCACUCUCAUCACUCACACCACUCGGGUCACUAUCCACCAACCAGCUCUCGCAGUGUCCCUUACUUCCCAGAUGGUGCAUCGGUUGGCAGCCAAUCCCGCGACUACCGUAGUGUACCAGGUGGUGGCACACCCGACCAAAAGGACAAUCGGCACCUAAAGUUGGAUGUCGACGCAGUGGAAAAUGGUCGUGACAGCCGUACUUCACUGAUGGUACGCAACAUUCCAAACAAGUACACUCAGCAGAUGCUGCUUUCUGAGUUUGCUGAAAAUGGGCAUGGUCCCGGGACCAUUGAUUUUUUCUACCUCCCCAUUGAUUUCAAGAACAAGUGUAACCGUGGUUAUGCUUUCAUCAAUUUUGUUGACUUCAGGGACAUCCUACCUUUCCAUCGCAGAUACUAUGGAAAGCAUUGGAGAACCUUUAACAGUGACAAAAUUUGCGAAAUCACAUACGCCAGAAUUCAAGGGAAAUCAGCCAUGCUUAAGCGUUUCGAGAACUCAGCACUUAUGGAGAAGGACGAAGAAUACAAGCCUCUUGUGUUUGUGAGUAGCGGUCCUGAUAGAGGCAACAGUUUGCCAUUCCCCGAUCCUUCAAAUCGAUCGUAA